AUGAAGCAUGAGAGUGGGCUGGAUCUUUUAGCACAUUAUAGCCAGGAACUGCGAUCUUUCUUGGAUAAAGAACGUGUUACCUACACAUCUCACGAUCCUCAAAAUGAGCUAAUGGACUGUAUAGCUGAAGAAAUUCGCAGUGAAAUUCGACACAGAAUUAGCCAUUCGAAGUAUCUAGCAGUGAUGAUGGACGAUACCAGUGAUUGCAGCAACGUAGAGCAGUCUGCAGUGUUGAUUAGACUUUUGCAUGAUGGAAAGGUGGAAGAGCAUUUGCUGGGUCUAAUUGAUUCCUCAGAAGAUCAGUCAGCAGAAGGUCUAACAAAAGUUGUGCUAAGCACACUUUCGAAAUUUGAGGUAACACCUGAAAACAGUAAAGACAAGCUAAUUGGACAGUCAUACGAUGGAGCCCCUGCAAUGAGUGGACACCUUAAUGGAGUUCAAGCUCGGAUGCUUGAGCUUUUUCCAGUGGCUUACUAUAAUCAUUGCGUCGCCCAUCAGAUGUCCUUAUGUGCAUCAAGGUCAGCAAACAAAAUUCAAUGUGUAGCGAAAUUUUUUGGAACCACCGAUAAAAUUGUGACAUUCUUCCGAAGCAGUCCUAAACGAGCAAAUCAUCUUGGACAUAACCUGCCCAAGCCUGGGGACACUCGUUGGUUAUCACGCAACUCAGCAAUUCGAGUGAUUGACAAUUGCUGCAAAACCAUUGGAACAGUUUUAUUUGAAAUUGCCAAUGACAGGAAAGAAAAGGCUGAAACUCAAAGUUUGUCGAGAGGCUUAGGGAUUCAAAUACAAGCGAUUGAAUUUAUAUUUAUGCUUAAACUAUAUCCAAAAAUUUUCGAGUACUGUACGCCUAUGAUUACAGUGAUGCAACGGCCAACACUAGAUCCCGUUAUCGUCAAGUCAAUGUUGAAUGACUUUCAUAAGGCCUUAAAUGAUUUUGAUUUCAAUCAAAUUUGGGAGGAUAGUAUGCAGUUAGACCCAAUAAUCCCGACAGUUCGUGCCAGAGUUGGGUGA
This is a messenger RNA of Rhopilema esculentum, 1011 nucleotides long. NCBI's taxonomy places the organism in Eukaryota, Metazoa, Cnidaria, Scyphozoa, Rhizostomeae, Rhizostomatidae. The record is from RefSeq and is a predicted model, not a curated record.